AUGCAGCCCAGACGACGGAAGCGCGUCGUCUUCGUCUUCCUCCUCGCGACGCUCGUCACCUCCGCCCACGCCUCCGACUGGACCGCGAGUCGCGACUGCUUCGCCCACUGCCACUUGAACGCGUCGCUGUGUCUCGUCCCGUCCACUGGAGGACGCCGCGACUGUCUCGCUCUGACGCCAGGCGAGACGUCGCUCGAGUGGCGCGUGGCGCUGGAAGCCACCGACCGCUGCACGUUCGGGGCACUCGAUCUCUCACUUGCUACUGAAGUGCAGACGCUGAAGCUCGAGGGGCACAAGAAGACGCACGUCCAAUUCGACGUGACGAGGCUCUGGACGGCUCCUGGACGACUGACUUCGCUGGUCCUUUCGGGGCUGAACCUCUUGAGGACGACGCUCCCUGCGCUCCCACGGUCGGUCAAGCACGUGCAGAUCACUGACUGUGUCCUGGCUCAAGUGCCUGUGAAGUGGUUGCUCACGGUGCCUCAUCUCGAGACGCUUGUGCUGCGCGAGAAUUUAUGGACGAAAGCACCGCACGCGCUAUUGGAACUCAGCGACAGGCAGUGGUCGCGACUACGCAGUCAAGUUGUGGGAGAGGGGGCGGAGGAGGUGCAUGUGGAGGAAGCGCAGGCGAGAGCGUGUGCGGAUGGAAAAGGAGGCACUGUGCAGAGACUAAGUGGGUGGCCAGUGUGCGUGACUCGAGAUCGACGGCUCCGUCGACGGCUGGUGAUUUUUGAAAGCUUGGGGUCGGAUGGAAGUGGAUUAGAAAGCGGAUCGACGCAGGAUGAUGAUGACGAGAUACCGACACUUGUGAUGCUCAGCGUGAGCUUGCCUUGUCUCUAUUUCGUGUACAAGAUGGGGCUCUUCGUUUUCUUUAUGCGGACGUACGGUCGAUAUUGUAGCGAGAACGGCGCUGUACGUGAAGCAGUGCCAGACAACCGGUUGCGACACUUGACGCACGAUAGUGACGAGAGCCGCUAUACGACAAAUGACUCGAGUACUUCGCCACUGCCCUCUCCGUCACCUCGCGUUCAUCAGCGACGGAAGAAACAGCCGUUGAAUGUCAGCAGCUCUCAAUUUUGGGUAAGUGAGGAGCUGCAGCCAUGGCGGUUGGAUUUUAAGCGCCUGAAUAUGCUCAAGUGUCUCAACUUGCUGUCAACUGAAAAGCGUCGAAGUUUACGAAAACAGAGUAUCAUGAACGCCAUGAAUCCUCGCGAGAUCUGGUUGGCAUCUCUUGCUAUAAACGACGCGUCUGUCACAGCAGUAUCACCUGGAGGAGGCAUCAAUGAAAUUUUAGUGGUGGUAAAAUAUCUGGCUCCUAAGGGGAACGAAGAACUAUGCUCAUCUAAUGAUGGUGAUGGAAGUGCACGGGAUAAGCUGAAGCGCGAAUUAAAGCGGCAAGCCUUGUUCUCACAUCCGCAAGUGGUGACCUUCAUCGGUGUAGCUUGGUCUCUUGAGACGCAUCUGUGUGGUGUUACAGAGUACAUGGCUCAAGGUGAUCUCCGGCAGUGGCUUCGUCGUACUGCAGGCAAAGAGUCAGGUCAAUGGUCGUAUCUUAAAGUGAAUAUGGUGCUGGACGUGAGUAAGGCUCUGCUUUACUUCCACUCGAUGCAGCCACGUUUGGUGCAUGGCAAUUGCAACUCGCGGAACGUUCUGCUGGACCAGUCGCUGCGUGCUAAGCUGAGCGACUUUGGCCAGGAUGGACGACCCGACGCCCUUACUGAGGAAGAGUUCAUGUCGUACAGUGCUGUAGGAUCGGGUCGUUGGAUCUCACCCGAAGCGCUUUUGGGGCGUGAGACAAGCACGUCGUACCCGGAUGCCGGCGACGUAUACUCGCUUGGAAUCUUGAUUGCUGAGAUGGACUCACACGAGCUUCCUUUCUCGGACUUGAUGCAGGCGAACAAGGCAGCUGUCCCAGAAACGGACAUUUUGCAAUUGAUUGCGAGGGGUGCGCUAUCUCCCACAUUGUCGCCGUCGUGUCCGAAAAGUAUCGUGAAGCUGGUGACUGCGUGCACUAGCUACAAACCUGAGUGCAGACCUAGCAGCGCCCAGGUACAUCAAGAUUUGCUGCAUAUCUUGGAAGACUUUCGAGAGUUCGAGAGUCAGACGACGGCCACGAUUUCGACUGGAGCACCGCGUUCAAACCCGCCGUCACACCUGGUUUGA
Molecule: messenger RNA, 2163 nt
Organism: Peronospora matthiolae
Lineage: Eukaryota; Oomycota; Peronosporomycetes; Peronosporales; Peronosporaceae
Source: the annotation of a GenBank genome assembly